AUGCCGAACGACUUCUUCAAUGUUUCCAUACAUUCGCGUACUUCCUGCUCUGUAGUGCAAGCAACAGUCGACAAGUGCGCGCUCGCGACAAUACCAACGUACGACCAUUCCCAUGGUACGACCCUCUCUUCGACGCUGUACGAGCUCCCCUUCCCUACCCAUUCCAUGCUUAACAUCACUCUCUACAGGUCCACCCCAUGUGCAUUUACAUUCCCUAGUGCAGCGGACAACACCAUAUCGAACGGAAGCAGUGGACCGCCACUUACCCCUCUUGAGCUGAAUCUGUCCAUACGUUCCACUUCACCUUCUCUGUUCGAGCCGCCUGAAUCAACUCGUUCAACGCUCCGGAUCUCAACCUGUAUGCACCACUCACACUUGCUGCACGCUGUCGCAGUGCAGCCUCAACCUCCACAACCCACUCGACCUCAUCCCACACACACACACAAUUUGACUCACAGGUCCCGAGUGACGACCAAACGUGGUGACGAAGACUACAUCAAACGGCCCAAGGAUGUCCUGAAUCAACUCGUUCACGCUCCGGAUCUCAACCUGUAUGCACCACUCACACUUGCUGCACGCUGUCGCAGUGCAGCCUCAACCUCCACAACCCACUCGACCUCAUCCCACACACACACACAAUUUGACUCACAGGUCCCGAGUGACGACCAAACGUGGUGA
This is a messenger RNA of Fomitiporia mediterranea MF3/22, 678 nucleotides long. RefSeq lists its product as uncharacterized. Lineage: Eukaryota; Fungi; Basidiomycota; Agaricomycetes; Hymenochaetales; Hymenochaetaceae. The transcript is spliced from 5 exons. The record is from RefSeq and is a predicted model, not a curated record. Bases 1 to 678 code for a protein of 225 amino acids.